Molecule: messenger RNA, 516 nt
Organism: Trichoderma asperellum CBS 433.97
Lineage: Eukaryota; Fungi; Ascomycota; Sordariomycetes; Hypocreales; Hypocreaceae
Source: RefSeq, a predicted model, not a curated record
AUGUAUGAUACUUCAAAAAUCAUUAUUGACACUAAAUUACUUGCGCCUAUUAUACGGCAAAAUGCAAUACAAUUCUUUGAAACCCAUCAACGGGAAAUAUAUGCUUUUUGGUCUUGGUUAUCUCGCAAAACUCAUCUCACGAUUAAUACAGUCCCGGGCGAUGAUGCUACGCUAGAUGCGCUGGCGGUUAUCGAUGGAGUAAUUCAAACCCAACACGACUGCGACUGGAAACUAAGACUCGCAUAUGUACAAUUGAUAAGAUUGACAACUACUCUGAAAUCUUUAAUAGUGAGAGGGUCCAGGCGUGGACGGCUGCGCAGGACGGUCGGUCAAGGAAACGCCACGAUUCUUAUAGAUAUCUAUGUUAGAGCGCAAAGGGAUUCAUUGGGUCCCCCCUCAGCCUUGCGACAAAAUGUCCAAAAACGCCUGAGGCUUGCCAGGCGCUGGGCAGAUCUCAUAGGGGGAUCAAUUUUUCUUGCCGCCGCUUACUGCAGUAAGGCAGAUGCAAUAGUGUAA